This is a messenger RNA of Olea europaea var. sylvestris, 3185 nucleotides long. Its product is annotated as DDT domain-containing protein DDB_G0282237-like. The coding region runs from base 924 to 2723 and encodes 599 amino acids. The record is from RefSeq and is a predicted model, not a curated record. NCBI's taxonomy places the organism in Eukaryota, Viridiplantae, Streptophyta, Magnoliopsida, Lamiales, Oleaceae. The transcript has 8 exons.
CACUUGACAAAUCCAUCAAAUAAAUGAGCAUCACAAGAAAAUGAACACUUCGUGAUGUGAAAGAUAUCAGAAGUCUUAUUCAGUUUUGGAUAUCAUAGAAUGCAAACCCGUUUACUCAGGUGUAUGGAGAAGAUAAUGCACUCUCUCUCAGAAUUAGGAUAUACGGUAUCCUUUACUGUUUUUUCAACCAUCAAUGUUGGGUCUCCUUCACCGCAUAGGCCUUAGCUAAGUGUAGGGCUUAACCUUAGUCACACUCUUGACACAGUAGGGUGGUGGACCUGCACUCUGUUCACGAAGCUGCAGACCAAGAAGAAAUUUGCAAUUAAUUUAUGCAAUGAGAAUUCUCAGUUUGUGCACUGGCAAAGGCCAGUUCAGACUGUCACCAAUAUAUCUUAAAUGCCUACAGAUUUAGACUUGAUAUUAAGAUUUACUUUUCUUGACCAAAGAGGCAUAGCAAUAAAUGGCCGAGCUGGGAAAAAGUAAGUCAGCCACUUCCCUUUUAUAGACGUUGCUUGCUUACUUGCUGGUGAACAAUCCAUGUGGGAUUCGUGAUAUAGUGUUUUCUCUUGUAUUUCUCAUAGAAGAUUCCCACCAUACUUCUUCACUAAGACUUGGUGUGUGACAUAUCCGGCGCAUGUCAUGUUUCGGGUCCACCGGGGUGAUUUGGAACUGCUCAUGUCAGUAUAGUUCUGAUUACUUAGCCUUUUGCCAUUUAUUUCGUUUGAGAAUUAUUGGCGUUGAGGAUUUCUAUCUCAAGCCAGCACGGAUCAGAGAACCCUUCUUGCUGAAUGAAUUUAAGUUGAUUGAUUCGUGUUUUCAAGAAUGUUGAAGGAAGUUGGGGUUUACUGAAGGAUUAAACAUGGCUACAUAAUGACUGCUGCUGCAAUGCUGAAUUUGUCCCACUUUUUCUUAAAUUGACAUGCAUGCUCACACUAAAGGAUCUUGCAAAUUCUAUUGCUGCAAAGUUGCAAGGACCUUUUUCAGAGGGUGCUGUAUUAUAUGGGAAAAAGGAUGGUCGUUUACAUAGGUGCAAAAUCGUGAAAGUUCCUGAAGAGUCAGACAAAACUGAAUACGAGGUUGCCUGGCUUGGAAGUGAUAAUAAAGUAACUGGAAAGGCAUUGGUAAAGGGUGAGGAGUUGACUGGGAAGAAACUUCCUUUUACUAGGGCUGUUCUCAAGUCUUUUAUCAAAGAUUCGACAUAUCGAAGUUUUCCCUGGGUCUUACAUGAUAGUUUGGCAAAGAAGCAUGGAAUUUCAACUGCUCCUCCCAGAGAGCUAAAAAAUAAAAUUUCCAUACAAGAUGGACUCAUUGUUAGUAAUAGGAAGAGGAAGAGAAGCGACGAUGAGAAAAUUACUGGGGAGGCAAAUGAAAAUGGUUUAGUUCAUAGGAAAGGAAAUGAGAUAUCAGAAGCUCAGGCCGUUAAAUAUCCCAUUGAUGAUCUAUUGGUGCAACAGUCUGAGGAAGACCAUUAUUUGACAGAGCGUCCUUCUCCAUGCAGGGAUUUCAAUGUGCCAAUGGAGUGUGUUGGGAAUCUUUUGAUGGUGUGGGAUUUCUGUACUUCUUUUGGCAGGUUACUAAGCUUGUCGCCAUUCUCGCUCAGAGAUUUUGAAAAUGCCAUUUGCCAUAAGGACAGUACUCCAUCUCUCAUUGUGGAAUCUUAUUCAGCUCUUCUUCGCUUGCUAAUGAAAGACAAUGGCAACUUCUCCAUGGCUAUAGAAAAUAAGAAAAGGAAGCCAAAGAUUACAGCCGUCACUUGGACAGAGUAUUUAUGUGAUUUCGUGGAAACAAGUUGUGCUUUGAAAUUAUCUACCCAUGUCAGUACAAUUAGGAGGGGCCACUAUGGCCUUUUAGACAUUAGUGUGAAACUGGAAAUCUUCCGAGAACUGGUUGCUCAAGUCCUUGAGACAGACAUUGUUCGGGAGAAGUUGGAUGAGCAUAUUGAAGAGCGUCAUGCACUUGCUUCAACAAGGAGAGAUGAAGCACUAGAGGAAGGUAAAAAGAGGAGAGAUGAAAAAGGAAGCAGGAAAGCAGAGACUGAUGUCAAGGAAGUUGUAGUAGAGCAUAGACUGCAAUCUGCUGCUAGUAAUUACAAUGGACUGAAUGGAGUUGUUUCAGAGAAAUCAAAUGGGAUCUCUCAACAGAAUCACUCAUCUGGGGAAAGUGAGACUGAACGAGGCAUUUUCCCUGAUAAGAAUGCUAAGAAACAGAAGGAUGCAAAUACCUUGAUAGUAGAUUCUAGCAAUCCAUCUAGAAAGGCCCUGAAACUGAUGAAAGUCAACAUCAAGGAAGCGAUAGAGAUGAAAAAUAUUGCGCAAAGGAAAGAAUACCUUGAACGGGAGAUGGAGAAGAGAAUUGUACGCACCAGUCCACUGGGGAAAGACAGAAAUCGUAACAGGUAUUGGUUUUUCCGACGUGAAGGAAAAAUAUUUGUUGAGAGUACAAACUCCACGCAGUGGGGCUAUCAUGAGACUAAGGACGAGCUUGAUGCUUUGAUUGGCUCGUUGAAUCCAAAGGGUGAGAGGGAAAGGGCUCUUAAAAAGCAGCUGGAGAAAAACUACAACAAAAUAAACUUGGAACUUCAGAAAAGAUCAAAGGAGGCUGCUCAUAGGAUUGCAAUGGAAGAAGAGGCUGUGCUUAGGAGGUCGACUCGCGUUCGCGCCCCACCUAGGGAAAAUCCCGCAUUUGCCUUCCUUAAAUAUGUAAACAAGUGGAAAGAACUCUAAUUGUCAUCUUCUUUUCCCAGCUAGAUUAUAUAGGCAGUGUAGUACAGAUGCAGCUAUUUACUGGAUGAAGAGGAAGAGUGGGUUAGUGAUUCGUUUCUUUAAAGUUGAGGUGGGUUCACGAGUCGUGAAUUCUUUUUAUCCUGAUGAAGAGAUGAAAGAUGUUAUAGGUACAUCAAUUAUUCACAGCACACAUACAUGUAAGUGGGUGGGGUCCACAAUUAAGAUAAUCGUGGACCUCACCUUUGUGAGACAGCUAUAAAAAAAGCUAUCAAACAAAUGCUGUAUAAACAGCAAUUUUCUUUUUGAUGUGACUGAAUUUUUGGAUGCAAAAGGUCAUCAUUGCAUGGGAUUUUUCACAUAUUCAAGCCCAUCUGAUGGCACAAUAUGCAAUACUCCUGAUCCAUGUAAAUGGCAUUCAUUAGUGACUUCAAUUUUUAAUCGAGAUAGUUUAUGAGUUUGUUA